AAUUGGAACACGAAAUAAAUUAUGGUGAUUCACCAGUUAAAGUGAUCCUUCUUUCGGUAUAGCCCUUUAAAACUGAUCCCUUAGCUAGGAUAGGAUUAUACAAUUACAUUACAUUGAUCAACUUCCAUCUUGAAACGUUUAAAGUAACUUUCAUACAAAGGGGAAAUGCCGAUUCAAUUGAAUGAUUUACCAGAUGUCAAUGAUCGAAAUGCCAAUGCUUCAUCUCAACGCCAUCCAUUUGUAAGAUUAAUCAAUUGUAUAAGGAUCUAUAAUAUUCCAUUAUUAAAUUUCAUCAUUAUAAGUAUAUUAGGAUCAUUUCUUAUCAAAUUAACUACUAAAUAUACUAAUCUUUAUAUGAAAAGUUCCUUGAUCACGAUUAUAGUUACAAAUUUAGUAUUAUAUGGUAUUAGUGAAAGUUUAGCUCAAAGUAUCUUAAGUUAUAAACCAAAUCAACCUGGGAUUAGUUUUAGAUUCAAUGCAACAUCACCAUCAGUAGGACUUUCUUUUAAUUCAAAUGAUAUCAUCGGUACGAGAAAUACAGCAGGGACAGGGUUUAAUGUAUAUAGAGAUGCUGAAGAAGAAAUAGAUCAAACUGAAGCAGAACCAAGAAAUGCUACUGAUAAUAUCCCUAUGGAUGAAGAAGGUAUAGAACGAUUCAUUGAAUAUUUACAAAAUGAUAAUGAAUCAAUUGAUGAGAAUGCCAACGGAGGAGAGAAUUUUAAUAAUUUUGGAGAUUUACCACCUCCGAUUGUUGAAUUAACCUUUUAUCAAUUUAAUAGAUUAGCUGGAUUCAUGUGUUGGGGGUUUGUAAUGGCUUUUAUUCAAUGUUGGUGGUAUAGAUUCUUACAAAUAUAUUCCAAAGAUCCAAAAUUCAUAGAAGUGUUACGAAAAGUCUUGACUGAUCAAUUAUGUUUCUCACCACUUUCAUUAUUUUGUUUCUUUACUUAUGGUACAAUCGUUUUAGAAAGUGGAACUUGGGAACAAGCUAAAACUAAAUUAAAUAAGAUUUAUUUAAAGACAUUAUUAAUUAAUUAUUCAGUUUGGUUUCCAGUUCAAUUCUUUAAUUUUUUAAUCGUACCUCGAGAUUUUCAAGUUCCAUUUAGUUCAUCAGUUUCAGUUCUUUGGAAUUGUUUCUUAUCCAUGAGAAAUUCAAAUAGUUAGAGUUUUAAUUAAUGUUUAUUUUAAAAAUAAGUUAGGGUUUAUAUAAUAUUACGGUUUGGUUUUUUAAUUUGAUUCAUUCAUUUAUUUAUUUUUUUUGUAGAAAUUUUCACAUUUAAAUAUCCCAAUUGAUUAAUUCCUUUUUCAUCUAUAUAUACAUACCAGAAUUAGAAAAUCCAUUUAAUUUUCUUACUUUUUUACUAACAUUUAACAUAUAAUCAUCAGGACUUGAUAAUAAUAUUGAUCCAACCACAAAUGCUGCAUCAACGACGGCAUCACUAUUUGAUUUUUCAAAUCCAGAAUGACCUUCCAGAUCA
Messenger RNA from Scheffersomyces coipomensis, 1475 nucleotides. RefSeq lists its product as uncharacterized. The transcript has a single exon. The record is from RefSeq and is a predicted model, not a curated record. NCBI's taxonomy places the organism in Eukaryota, Fungi, Ascomycota, Pichiomycetes, Serinales, Debaryomycetaceae. Gene Ontology annotation, cellular component: cytoplasm; membrane. The coding region runs from base 166 to 1161 and encodes 331 amino acids.